GUGCGCAUCACCAAGAUUCGAGCUGGCCGAAAGACGCCGGGGCUCGCAGCCCAACAUUUGGAAUCCUUCAAACUAGUGCGGGACUUGACUUCGGCGUCUUUGCAGGGUGACAAGGUCGGCUCCUGCGAAGUGACCUUUGAGCCCAAGAAGACGAAGCAGGGAAGCUUCUCCACCAACCCGAAGACUGCUGGUGCCAUUACCUUGACGGUACAGGCGGCCCUCAUGCCACUGGCCUUUGCUGGUGGAACCUCCGAGGUGGAGAUGCGAGGAGGAACUGAUGUUGACUUCUCCCCGCCUUUUGACUUCAUGCAGAGGGCGCUGAUCCCUACCAUUGGUCGUAUGGGAGUUAAAGUCACGGCUGCCUGCCUUCAUCGUGGUUUCUUUCCAACCGGAGGUGGCCUGGUGAACCUAUACGUUGAUGGUUUGGCAGGCUCCCUGAAGCCCAUCGUGAUAGACAAGCGUGGUCAUGUCACGAAGAUUGAGGCCGUCUGCUACGCAACGCCGCCCAGCGGUUGGUUGGACGAGGAGGAUGUGGCCAGGACGGAGGAGGAUUUCGAGCCAUGGCUACUGGAGGAGCUGGCUGACAAAGGUGCUCCCAAGCCCAAGGUGCAGGUGCGCUGCGAGGCCGAGCAGAUGCCGGAGGGCCAGAAGGUGUUCAAGGCAGCCUGUGACAUUCUGGUGGAGAUGUCUGGAGGAGGUGUUUUCCACGCUUCCGGCGGGCCGCUUGAUGGGCCGAAGGGGCGAGGAUCCCUCUACGACGUGUGGGGAGCUGCAGCAGAGAAAGCGUUGGCGCCGCUCAAGGCGCAGCUCAAAACUGGGGCAGCCCUGGAUGAACAUUUGCUG
Messenger RNA from Symbiodinium necroappetens, 843 nucleotides. The record is from the annotation of a GenBank genome assembly. NCBI's taxonomy places the organism in Eukaryota, Dinophyceae, Suessiales, Symbiodiniaceae.